Metarhizium brunneum ARSEF 3297 is the source of this 738-nucleotide messenger RNA. RefSeq lists its product as uncharacterized. The record is from RefSeq and is a predicted model, not a curated record. Lineage: Eukaryota; Fungi; Ascomycota; Sordariomycetes; Hypocreales; Clavicipitaceae.
AUGGGGACUGCUACAUUCAUCCUCUUCCUCUGCGCCCUGGCCGCCAACGCUGUCUGCAAGACCAACUUUACACAGCCGCCGGCCAAUGGACCCAACGCCAACUACCAAGACAACCCGGUGUACCAGCAAGGCCAGAAGAUAGACGUACAGUGGAAGUCGGACCUUGACACCAUGGACCUCUUUGUUUUCCAGCAGUACCCAGCUGCCGGGAAGGGAGUUCAGUUUCUCAAGAAACUCCGCGAAGGCACCAGGUCGACCAGUCUCAUCUGGACCGUCAGCCUCGACGGGCUAAGCAGGAAUGUGCCCCGGGGAGAAAACGCCAUACUCUACUUUGCGGUGCUGCGCGCCAGGAGCCCAGACAGGGACGGCACGAGCCACUACUUCAACGUGAGCGUGCCCGACGCGGCCUCGACGACCGCACCCGCGACCCAGACAUCCGACGUGCCCACAAUGUCCACGACGACGCCGGCCGCGACGGACGUGCCGGAGAGUUCUGGAGAGAGCGGCCCGGGCCUGUCCAGGGGGGGUGUGGCCGGCGUGGCGGUCGGCAGCACAGUCGGCGGCCUCUUGCUCCUCGGCGGGAUGGGACUGCUGGCGUGGAGGAAGAUGCGGAGAGGCAGGCCGGCAGAGGACGCUGCAGUCUCGGACGCGAAGCCCCCGGAGCUGGCGGGCCCUGCUAUCCACGAAGCGCCUGCUGAGCAUCGGCCCCGUAGCACGCCUGUGUACGAGGCCCCGUAG